This is a messenger RNA of Arachis ipaensis, 1305 nucleotides long. The record is from RefSeq and is a predicted model, not a curated record. NCBI's taxonomy places the organism in Eukaryota, Viridiplantae, Streptophyta, Magnoliopsida, Fabales, Fabaceae.
AUGGGUGAUUCGGAUUUCACUAUCGAAAUCCACCAUGGUGGCAAAUUUGUUGACAGUGGACAACGAUUAGAGUAUUUAGGAGGAAUGGUUAUGGAGGAUUUACAUUUUGACGUUAAUGAAUGGUCAUUGCAAGAGAUUGUCAAGGAAGGUGAAGACAGUGGCUCUGGGUUGAUAGAGGUUGAAGUGGAUACUGAGUCAGAGCCUUCUACUGAAGAAGAGAUAUUUGAUGAUAGUGCUGAUGAUGGUGACCAUGAAGAUCACUUUGGGUUUGAGGUGGAGGAUAAUGAUCCACAAUCAAAUGCAUUUGGGGGAUUUACCGGCCCACUAAAUGAUGAGGAAACUGCAGCAGCUGAAACAGAUGAAGGUGAUGAAGGUUUAAGGGAGGGUGAUGAGCAAGUUGGGGGCAUAUCUGAUGGAUAUGAGACUGAUGAUAUAGACAGUUAUGAGGGGGACUCUGAUGAUAUGAUAAAAAAGAGGAGGUUUCCUAAAUAUAAUGAGGCAGAGAUGAACAGAGAGUAUGAAUUUCAGGUGGGGCUGGAAUUUAAAUCACUUAGUCAAUUUAAAGAUGCUGUUAAGGAGCAUGCCCUAUUGAAUGGUAGGGACAUUAGGUUUCGAAAAAAUGAUAAGGUGAGGAUCAAGACUUUGAAUGGAAAGCAUACAUGUGGAAGGAACUAUAGUGGAAGACUUGCAUCAAGUAGUUGGAUCUCAAAGAAUAUUGCCAACAACAUCAGUAGAGGCGAGGAGAUGAAGCUUGCGACAGUUAUUCAGACCAUCCAAGACAAAUACAUGGCUAAUAUCAGUGUUGGUAAGGCUUACUGGGCAAGGAGGAAGGCAAGAGAAGAGGUACAUGGGCAGGCAAUCCAACAGUAUGCUAAGCUAAGGGAUUACUGUGCAGAGAUACUUAGGGCAAAUCCAGGAUCUAGUCUGAGCAUAUUGGUUGAUAGGCCUUCUCUUACGCAGUCAAGAAAGGGCGACCAUGGACAGCAGCUGCUAGUUGCUGUUGGCAGAGAUUCGAAUGACAAUUACUUUCCGAUUGCUAUAGCUGUAGUAGAGGCAGAGACUAAGGACAGCUGGGAGUGGUUCCCAGAGAUGCUGUUAAAUGACAUUGGAGAAUCAAGAAAGUGGGUUUUCAUGAGUGACCAACAAAAGGGGCUGAUGCAAGUGUUUCAAGAGGUAUUGCCAACACUGGAGCAUAGGCUUUGUUUGAGGCAUUUAUAUGCCAACUGUAAAAAAUCCUAUGGGGGUGGUACUGUACUAAGGGACCUCAUUCUAUCUAUUGCCAAAGCUACCUAUGUGAAAGAAUAG